Sitodiplosis mosellana (orange wheat blossom midge) is the source of this 4566-nucleotide messenger RNA. RefSeq lists its product as uncharacterized. The record is from RefSeq and is a predicted model, not a curated record. Gene Ontology annotation, molecular function: transmembrane transporter activity. Gene Ontology annotation, cellular component: membrane. The transcript is spliced from 16 exons. Gene Ontology annotation, biological process: transmembrane transport. NCBI's taxonomy places the organism in Eukaryota, Metazoa, Arthropoda, Insecta, Diptera, Cecidomyiidae. Bases 30 to 4253 code for a protein of 1407 amino acids.
AUCAAAGUUGUGAAAAAACGUUACUCAAAAUGGAAAAUUCAGCAAGCGAUUUUGCAUUUACAAAUGUUAAAAAACAACUGUACGCAACCAUUAUAGCCAACUGGAUUGUGCUAAGCUAUGGGUGUAUAAUCGGAUGGCUAAGUCCUGCGUUGCCCAUACUUUUCUCAGACAACACACCACUAGUGACGGGACCAUUAACUCAUGAGCAAUUGUCAUGGGUUAGCUCCAUGUCUUCUGUCGGUGCAAUCGUUGGCACAUUCGUCUUCGGAGUGAUGUCCGUCAUGAUAGGCUCAAAACGAGUUAUGACAUAUCUAGCAUUCCCACUAAUUGCCUAUUGGGUCUUAGUCCAUUUUGGAAACACCUAUUAUCAUCUCUUUUUGGCGAGAGCAUCUGCUGGCCUUACUGUUGGCGGUAUGCAAUCGGUUGUUGCCUUAUAUGUGUCUGAAAUAUCCAAUGAUAAUAUUCGCGGUCGUCUCGGCUCAAUCACACCGUUGGCAAGAAAUGUUGGUGUGCUCAUUGGUUACACAGCGGGCGCCGUUAUAGAAUAUGAAAAGCGUCCGUAUAUUUUCGUAUUCUUCCCAAUUAUGUACCUGUUUUGGUUGUACUCAUUGCCAAAUACGCCACAGUAUUACCUUCACAAAGGCGAUUAUCAAAAAGCAGAAUCGGCUUUAACGUACUACAAAGGAAUCAAUGUGAAUAGUGAUAAGGAAAAAAAGCUUCUGCAUUGUGAAUUUGAGAGAUUGCGAUUUAUUGUGGAAGAGAGAAAAUUGACUGAAAAACUGCACUUUAGUGAUUUCUGCAAUCGAAAUGCGAUGAAAGGAAUUGUCACCAGUUUGGCGAUGUCUUGGUUCAUUCAAAUGACGGGCAGUUUCCUGUUUUUCAAUUAUGCGUCGAUGAUUUUUGAAAAAUCGGGCACUUUAUUGGAUUCAAAAAUCGCAUCGAUCAUUUUGGCAUGCGUGCAAAUCAUUGGCGGCAUAGUUAGUACGCAGUUAGGCGAUACAUUCGGCAGAAAAACCACAUUGUUCAUUUCAUUGCUUGGAACUGCCGUCGGAUUGUCCUGUCUCGCUAGCUACUCGUACUUGCGACACUUUGGCUAUGAUAUGUCGGACUUUUUAUGGCUACCGGUUGUGUGUCUGUCUCUCAUCAUUUUCAUGGCAAGUGUGGGAAUUAUCGCAUUGGCUCACAUCAUUGCCGUUGAAAACUAUCCACAAAAGAUUCGUUCUACUGGUGUUGUUCUGUAUUCAUUGUGCGUGAGCUCAGUGGCAUUUGCAGCAGACAAAUGCUUCCCAAUUCUACUUCAAGUGAUCCAUUUGCAUGGUUGUUUGCUAUUCUUUGUAGCCAGUUGCUGCCUUGGGCUGGUGUUUGUUGUUUUUAUGAAAGAAACCAAGGCCAAUCUCAUCAUGUUGGCUCAUGGCUGCAUCGUUGGUUGGAUCGCGCCUGCUUUAGGGAUAUUAGCCUCAGAAGAAACUCCAUUGGAGGUAGGACCGUUCUCAAACGAGCAGAUGUCAUGGAUUGGUUCGAUCAAUUGUCUUGGUGCUCUGUGUGGAUCAUUUUCAUUUGGUUAUUUCAUAUCUCUUAUGGGUUGCAAACGCGCGAUGAUCGCCUUGACAGUUCCUUGCAUCGCUUUUUGGUGCCUUAUUUACUUCGGAAAUGUUUAUUAUCAAAUUCUGAUUGCAAGAGUUUUCAGUGGUUGGGCCGGUGGCGGAAUUCAAACCACAUUCGUGUUGUACAUUUCAGAAAUGGCCAACGAUGACAUCCGUGGUCGUCUAGCGAGCACUUCGCUUGUUGUCCGAAAUACAGGUAUUCUAAUGGGAUACAUCUUCGGGGCAACAAUUGAUUACAAAUAUAUUCCGAUCAUUUGUGUCAUUUUGCCAAUCAUUUUUGCAAUAAUUUUCGGUAUGAUUCCAAAUACACCGCGAUACUAUCUUCAUGAAGGGCAAAUUCAAAAAGCCGAAGAUGCGUUGAAAUUUUACAAAGGUUAUGAAGGAAAGAAUGAACAGGAAGAUAAUGCUAUCGAUAAAGAAUUCAAACGAUUGAAAUUGAUUGCAAACGAACGAAAGACAGAGGAAAAAUUGCAGACGUCCGAUUUUUUCAAUCGAAGUGCAUUGAAAGGACUUGGCAUUGGAAUCGCAUUAACUUCAUUUUCCCAAUUCACUGGAUCAUUCACUAUAACCAGUUAUGCGGUUAUCAUAUUUAAAGAGGCCGGCACAUCACUGGAUCCAUAUGUAUCUUCAAUCAUGUUAGCUGUGGCACUUAUUCUCAGUUCAUUGCUUACAACGUAUUUGGCCGAUAUUAUGGGACGGAAAGUUUUAAUUGCAAUAUCUUUGGUGGGCUCGGCAAUUGGAUUGUUUGCAACAUCGCUCUAUCACUAUUUAAAUGUGAAUGGCUGUGACUUUUCAGCAUUUGCAUGGAUACCGGUGGUGAGCUUAUCUUUUGUUAUCUUUAUAUCAUCGCUUGGAAUAAUGCCACUGGCGUUCAUCUGCAGUAUUGAAUAUCUGCCGCCAAAGAUUCGAACAGCUGGCCUGGCAAUAGUUGCAUCUUUGUUCAGUUUUGUGACGUUUUUGUUCGUAAAAUUCUUCCCAAUUAUGCUCGGAACCAUCGAUUUACACGGAUGCAUGAAUAUUUUCGGAGUGGGCUGUAUAAUUGGUGCGGUUUUUGUGCUUUUUGUUUUGGAAGAAACAAAAGGUAAAUCCCUUGAUGAUGUAGGAUUAGACGAUAUUUUUGACAGUCGAAUAAAGAAUGACUUGUAUCAAAUACGUUCAUCUAGAUGGAAGUUAAAACACCUUAUUCAUAGUUUAAAAAAAAUGGAAUCAAAAGAAUCGAAAGAAGUAUUUCUAUGGACAAAUACAUGGAAUCAGUACUUUGCAACAUUCGCAGCUAAUCUAAUAAUUUUUAGCCACGGCGCAAUUAUAGCUUGGGUCUCGCCUGCUCUAUCAAUUUUAGCGUCAGAAAAAUCACCGCUCGUAUCUGGAGCUUUAACAACAGAUGAAAUUUCAUGGAUUGCAUCAAUAAAUAUCUUAGCAGCCAUGAUUGGCACACUCUCAUUAGGCUACUUGAUAUCCUUGAUGGGUAGCAAGCGUGCAAUUCUUUUGCUGACGAUCCCUAUCGUCUCAUUUUGGCUACUUGUUUACUUUGGAAAUCAUUAUUACCAUCUUCUUUUAGCCAGAGUAUUAUCCGGAUUUAGUGGUGGCGGCAUACUUACAUCACUCAUUCUAUAUGUGUCCGAAAUUUCCGAUGAUAGCAUUCGUGGUCGUCUUGGAAGCAGCACCCAAAUUAUACGGAACUUAGGCGUUCUUGUUGGUUUCAUUUUGAGUGCAAGUGUUGAAUACAAAGUUAUUCCAUGCAUCUCUGGCAUCUUUCCGAUUAUUUUCGCAAUUAUUUUCGUGAUGUUACCGAAUACUCCACGGUAUUAUCUCCAAAAAGGACAGAUUCAAAAAGCCGAAGAUGCAUUGAAAUAUUACAAAGGUUACAAAGGGAAGAGUAAGCAGGAAGAUGAUGAACUUUAUAAAGAAUUCGAACGAUUGAAAUCGAUCGCGAACGAAAGGAAAACCGAAGAGAAGUUGCAGGCAUCGGACUUUUUCAAUCGAAGUGCGUUGAAAGGACUUGGCAUUGGAAUCGCAUUAACCACACUGGCUCAGUGUACUGCGAAUUUUACGAUCACCAAUUACUCUGUAAUGAUUUUUGAAAAAGCCGGAACAUCGUUAGAUCCAUAUGUGUCGUCAAUCAUGUUAGGGUUGGCACUAAUUCUUGGUUCGGUGUUCUCCACUUACCUGGCCGAUAAGCUUGGGCGGAAAUUUUUGAAUAUCAUGUCUCUGGUUGGUUCCGCCCUUGGACUGUUUGCUUUAUCGCUUUAUCACUAUCUGAAUAUAAAUGGCUAUGAUUUGUCGUCAUACCAAUGGGUGCCAGUGUUGAGCCUAUCAUUUGUUAUUUUCAUAUCAUCGGCCGGCAUCGUGGCAUUGUCACUCGUUUGCAGCAUCGAAUAUUUACCACCCAAGAUUCGAACCCCUGGCAUGGCGAUCAUUUGUUUUUCAUUAAAUAUAUCGGCGUUUACAUUUGUUAAACUCUUGCCAUUUCUUUUGGGAGUGCUCGAUCUGCAUGGAUGCAUGACAAUAUUUGGAGUCAGUUGUGUCUUGGGAGCAAUCUUCAUUUACUUUUUUGUGGGCGAAACCAGUGGACAAUCUCUUGACAAUGUUGGAUUAGAUGAACAAUCGAAACUUGCACGAGCUCGCUCUAGAUGUAACAGUAUUCUUUAAAUGUCACGAAAACAAUAGCUUCAGGCCAAAUUUAUCUCAUUUUUGCCAAUUAAAACAAAUAUUUUAAAUAUAAUAUUUGAGAGUUUAUUGUUGCUAUAUUGAACUGUCGUUAAUCCGACACUAUAAUUAGGUUGCAAUAUUUCGAGCGUUUGUUAAGUACUAAUGAUAGAAUUACAUUAACGGUGACAGAACAAAGCUCCAAAAACAUGUUAAAUUAGGUGAAUAAUUUUUGACUAAAUUCAAAAUUAGAAAAUCUGCUACGACUCGUAGAUUUGAUCGUAGCUCUUCAUCGUUGGCAUUCGUUCCAAAUCAA